This is a messenger RNA of Zychaea mexicana, 2142 nucleotides long. RefSeq lists its product as uncharacterized. The coding region runs from base 1 to 2052 and encodes 683 amino acids. NCBI's taxonomy places the organism in Eukaryota, Fungi, Mucoromycota, Mucoromycetes, Mucorales, Lichtheimiaceae. The record is from RefSeq and is a predicted model, not a curated record. Gene Ontology annotation, cellular component: cytoplasm. Gene Ontology annotation, molecular function: flavin adenine dinucleotide binding; electron-transferring-flavoprotein dehydrogenase activity. The transcript is spliced from 8 exons.
AUGGUUUCAACCUCCAGCCUACUCCAAGAUGUCCUCUCGGACCCCAGGCUAUUACGCUCCUUUGAAUCAUACUUGCGCCGCUGCGGCGCCCACGAAAACCUACUCUUCAUUGAAGCAAUGUCCCAGCUUCGAUACGAAAGCGACUCCUCCAACCGCGAAAUCGCGCUCAACAGAAUAUACAAGUCCUUCUUAACCGAGGGCGCUGGCCUUGAAUUAAAAAAUGUUACAACCAAAGAACAAGUUCGACGAGACAUGGAAGCCUUACAAUGGGCUAUCCUUCGACGCGAAGAUGUCAUAGAAGUUCUUCAAGAUACUGAAAGUCAGAUUCUUGCUGUCUUGACGACAAAACUGGAAGAUUUUAUCCGUGCAAAAAACAUCCACAUCGACGCAUUCGACCAUCGUCCAGUGAAAAAUCAAAUACGGGUUGUCAUCAUCGGAGGUGGAUUUGCCGUACUUCGACUUAUUAGCACCGUCUAUAAUGCUGCUGGUUGCUUACUGAUUUGCUUGGCAACCCCAGAUUCCUUCGAAUAUACCCCUGGCAUUGUUAGGCGCAUUGUAAAUCCCGAAGCGACAAGCUCAAUGCGUGUACGACACGACGCCUAUGUUCGGAAUGGCAAAGUAAUAAUUGGUUACGCCAGAGACAUUGGCCACGAUGCAACCUCGAUCCAAGUCAACGGUGAAACGAUUAACUUUGAUUACCUGGUGAUUGCAACCGGAAGUUCCUAUGCUUCGCAGCUCAAAUCCUAUGACGUUUCGGUUCUUUACCGUCUCACCGGUUUGGAAGAAAGCAACGCAGAAUUAUUAAACGCAAAGCGCGUGCUUAUUGUCGGCGGAGGCCUUGUAGGAUGUGAACUAGCAUCCGAAAUUGCUUUGCGUACCUUCCCUGGACCUUACCCUCAUAAACAUGUGACGCUAGUCGAGUCUCAUUCCAUGGUCAUUAGUCGGAGCGAAGCACAGCAGCGAGAAAAGGCCAUGGAAUACUUGCUCGAUCUAGGCAUCGAAGUUGUGUGUAACGAACGCAUUAUCGGUCUAGACGGCAGUGAAAGCGGUGGCAUUUACCUUGGCGCCAGUGGCCGCGUGUAUAGCGGCUAUGACAAGAUUUUUAUGGCUACCGGAACGCGUCCCAACAACUCGUUGCUUCUCAACAGCUCAGAUCUUGACGUUUGUCUCGACAGCUGGGGCAGAAUUCGGGUUAAGCCGACGCUUCAGCUCGACCACUGGAAAUACACCCACAUCUUUGCCGGCGGCGAUGUAACCAACGUUAUCGAGGAAAAGACCGGCUACGCUGCCACUUUGGCAGGCGUCUGCAUUGCACGCAACAUUUGUCGAUUGGUCAAGGGAAAAGAACCUCUACGCCAAGGCACAAAAGGUACUUUACCAGCCCCUGACAAACCGCUCCAUGGUAUCAGCGCUCAAGGCGGUAUCGGCAAACAGAAACUCGGUAUGCUGAAGAAACGGUUCGCAUUUCUGAAUCCUUCAUGGGCAGCUCUCAAAUAUUUUGAUGAACAACAGUUCCUCAAAAUGGUCCAAGGCGAAGCCGCAAGCUCUUCCCAAGCACUUGGACGUAUGCCUCGUCGACUCACACUUCCAUCCAACUAUGCCUCUUCUCUGAUUUCUCAGACGUCCUCACUCUCCUUAAACAGCCAACCUCCGGUCAGGCCCGAACGACGCCGUCUACCACCUACACCGAAACAAAGCCGCUCAUUUGCUACAUACCAUCCCCCGUCUAGAAGCAGUAAGACACAACGCGACUAUCACACCUGGGGAUCCUCUUCAGCAAGAGGCUCUUCCUCCGUUAUCAGCGCUGUCAGCGCUAGCAGUGGCAGCAGUAGCGAAUCAUCCACAUCAUCACUCAACGACUUUAUACACAACCAUUUUACUUAUGGCGCUCCUGAUCUGCCGUCACAUACAGAAGACGUCGAAACCAUCAGUACUAAAAGCGCACCUACUAGCACCAAAUACAAAUACCGUCGCUCCAGUUUACCAUCCGUCACAUCCUUGGCCUGGGAUCCUCCAGCUACCCCCACAUCCAAAAGCUCAGCAAGAACAUGAUGAUUUUAUGUAGAAUGAUGAGUUUUUCUGUACAUCUUUCUUAUUCCCUCAGCACUUGUUUCUAUUCUUUUUUUGCAUAUUUUUCUCGAU